GCAUAAGGCGACAGAGGUUCUCUCUCUCUCUCUCUGCGCUCCAUAAAUUGGAAGGAUAGAGCGGCUUUCCUUUGGAUUCCGGUCACCGGAGUAUUGUCGUCGCAGCCAGUUUACCCCGAGAUCUGCCGCCGUCUCGCUGGAGCGGUCAUUUAUUCCAAUCCAUUUACCUGAAUAAGCGAGUUUAUAGAGUUUCCCCGUAGUUUGUCGAAAUUUUAUGGAACUGGUUUCCGGUUGAAGCAGGCGUGGUGAGCUGAUUAGUGGAGUGGGGAGGAGGACGGGUUGAUUUUGGUGUUGGAUUUUGGGGUUUUCACCGGUGUGGAAACCUAAGUUUUGUCUUUCGUUGGAUUCGUUCUUUUUUUAGCAUUGUUUCUGUUCGAUUGUUGAAUUGAAGGGAUUUCUUCGCUAAGCGAGGCUGCAUUGAUUGGAAUCGAGGAUGCUGCAUUGAUUCUGUUUUUAUUGUAUACCAGUUUGUGAAUUGAACAGGACGAGGUGACGAAGGUGUGGUAAUUGAUUUUGUAUAUUUUUUUUUUCUUUUUUUUUUUUGGGUUUCUGUUAAUUGAGAGGAGAGGGAGGGAAGCUUUUGUUUGCUGGAUUACUUAGAUUGGAGACUAGGGUUGCUAAUGUAUGGGGGCGGAGCCAUUUGGGUUCCGGGGAUGUGCAAGCUGGAGAGGUCUGCGCCGGGAUCUGAGUACGAAGAGAGGCCGACGUGUUUGAAGUCAUGCCGCGAGGGGAAGGCAUCUGUAGCGGUGCAGAGGUUUAAGGGUGCGAUGGUGUCGAGGUCGAGGAUGAAGCUGUGGAUGAUCCGUGCGACUACCACCAUAUUGCUGUGGACGUGCGUGGUGCAGCUUACUGCACUGGGGGAGUUGUGGGGUCCGAGGGUUCUGAAGGUCUGGCCCUCCUGCUUCACUCUGUUGGAUUCUCCGCCAUCGCCGGCGAUGAAUCAUCCACCAGUUAUUGCUCAGAAGAUUGUUCUACCACCCAAGAGGGUUUAUAAGAAUAAUGGUUAUUUGAUGGUUUCCUGCAAUGGUGGCCUAAAUCAAAUGCGAGCUGCAAUAUGCGAUAUGGUUGCUAUUGCAAGAUAUUUAAAUGUGACGCUGAUUAUCCCAGAAUUGGAUAAGACAUCUUUCUGGAGUGAUCCUAGUGAGUUUCAAGACAUAUUUGAUGUAGAACAUUUCAUUACUUCAUUGAGGGAUGAAGUCAGGAUAUUAAAAGAGCUUCCUCCUAGAUUAAAACAAAGAGUUGAGCUAGGAAUGUACUUUUCCUUGCCACCUAUUAGUUGGUCCGACAUUUCUUAUUACAAAAAUCAGAUUUUGCCAUUGAUCCAGAAGCACAAGAUUGUUCAUUUGAAUAAAACCGAUUCCAGGCUUGCUAACAAUGGCUUGCCAAUGGAGAUUCAGAAGUUGCGUUGCAGAACAAACUACGCCGCUCUUAGAUUCACUCCACAAAUCGAAGAAUUAGGACGGAGAGUGAUCGGUAUGCUUCGCCGAAAUGGCCCUUUUCUCGUCCUUCAUCUCCGAUACGAAAUGGACAUGUUAGCUUUCUCAGGCUGCACUCAUGGCUGCACUGUGGAGGAGGCUGAGGAGUUGACCAGAAUGAGAUAUGCAUACCCAUGGUGGAAGGAAAAAGUUAUAGACUCUGAACUAAAAAGGAAAGAUGGUCUCUGCCCUUUGACACCAGAGGAAACAGCUCUGAUGCUCAAGGCAUUGGACAUUGAUCCCAGCACCACUAUAUACAUUGCUGCAGGGGAAAUAUAUGCUGGAGCUAGGAGAAUGACUAGUCUAACUGCAGCUUAUCCAUAUGUGGUGAGGAAAGAGACACUUUUGGAGCCAUCAGACCUUAGAUUUUUUCAGAACCACUCUUCACAAAUGGCAGCCUUGGACUAUCUUGUAUCAUUGGAGAGUGACAUAUUUAUUCCUACGUACGAUGGCAACAUGGCCAAGGUGGUUGAAGGUCACAGGAGAUACCUGGGCUUCAGAAAGACUCUUCUCUUGGAUCGUAAGCUUCUCGUGGAGCUGAUAGACCAGUACAACUAUGAUUAUAUUAACUGGGGCGAGUUCUCUUCUUCUGUAAAGGCUGCCCAUGAAGACCGAAUGGGGAAGCCUGUAAGGAGAAGAGUGAUCAUGGAGCGACCAAAGGAAGAGGACUACUUCUAUUCUAACCCUCAGGAAUGUCUCAUUCUUCCCUUUCAGGAUCAGAACUUCAGUUCACAAUGAUCUUCGUUAGAAUUCGACGUGUCUGUUCUCCUCCUCCUCAAUGUGUAAAAUUCUACUCAUUCGCCAAGAGGACUUUGAGCUCCAAUUGCGCUGCUACAUCUCUGAACAGGUAACAAUCUCUUCAAGCAGCUGGUACAUACGGUGAGAUGGUUGUAUUAAUUUAUAUUCUUGAAAUAAGAUUUGAUUAAUGUAUAGAAAAUUCAGUUCAGGCUUUGUAAGCAUGGCGGAUUUUGAAUGUGGGAGAUAGCAAGUUGUUCUGUGCUAUUGAAUACUUUUAGAGAGAAACAAAAUAUUAUUAAGGAAUUUUUUUUAUUUUUACA
Messenger RNA from Dendrobium catenatum, 2533 nucleotides. Its product is annotated as rhamnogalacturonan I rhamnosyltransferase 1-like. Lineage: Eukaryota; Viridiplantae; Streptophyta; Magnoliopsida; Asparagales; Orchidaceae. The record is from RefSeq and is a predicted model, not a curated record. Bases 621 to 2213 code for a protein of 530 amino acids. Gene Ontology annotation, cellular component: cytoplasm. The transcript is spliced from 8 exons.